Messenger RNA from Caenorhabditis briggsae, 897 nucleotides. Gene Ontology annotation, biological process: DNA repair; DNA-templated DNA replication. Gene Ontology annotation, molecular function: DNA clamp loader activity; ATP hydrolysis activity; ATP binding. The record is from RefSeq and is a predicted model, not a curated record. Lineage: Eukaryota; Metazoa; Nematoda; Chromadorea; Rhabditida; Rhabditidae. Gene Ontology annotation, cellular component: DNA replication factor C complex; nucleus. The transcript is spliced from 8 exons. The annotation marks the transcript as partial.
AUGAGACUCAUCGCAGCUCAUUGUUCGCGAUAUGUGUCAAACGGACUUCUAGAGGAUCGCAUAUGGAUCGGGUCCUUUAUGCGCAUCAUCGCCCAGGACCUGUGGUACACUAAAGGUGUCAGUAAAGAAGAGGGCGCGCACGAAAUCCUCCGCCGUCUGACGUCGAAAAGAGACGCUCAGGAGGUUUGGGAACGAUUCAACGACGCGUUUUCGUUUAUGCCAUUAGCCUGUUUGGUUGGACACAAAAUUCUUUGUAUGCACGGAGGAAUUAGUCCGGAUUUAGUGUCUCUGGAUGCUAUUCGAAUGAUUCAACGCCCGUUAAUCGAUGUUAACCAUAAUCGUCUAGCUCAAGACUUGUUGUGGGCGGAUCCAGAGGAUUUUGAGAGACCCAACGAGGCUGCAUUUUGUUGGAACAAAAAUCGUGGGCUAUCGAACGCCGGCGCUGUGCUGAAAGUUGCGGCCAACGGAAAGCACUUCAGAAUGCUUCCCAGUACAACAGUCGUCUCGAAUUUGCCAUGGGUGGAGAAAUAUCGGCCGAGCAAGCUGAAUGAACUUGUCGCACACGAACAAGUGGUGAAAACCUUGACGAAAUUUAUCGAGAAUCGCACUCUACCGCAUCUGCUGUUCUACGGACCGCCUGGAACCGGAAAGACGACGACGGUGUUGGCGGCGGCGCGUAAAAUGUACCAUCCAUCGAAAAUGUCGUCGAUGGUGCUGGAAUUGAACGCUUCCGAUGAGCGUGGUAUCGAUGUAGUCAGAAACACAAUUGUCAACUUCGCUCAAACCAAAGGACUUCAAGCGUUUGCGAGUGCCUCGGACAAGGAUAGCGUCCCGUUUAAGCUUGUGAUCCUUGAUGAGGCUGAUGCGAUGACCAAGGAUGCGCAGAAUGCGUUGAGA